UCGCGAAUCGAAACAGCACCGGAAAGAGAGCGAAGCGUUGAAGUGUUUGUUUUGGUGACAGUGAGCUGAAAAAUACAUCAUUUUAACAUUUGUUUAUCGCUGAUUUAUAAGUACUCACGCUUAAGUUAUGAAGCCAGCAGUUGAUGAAAUGUUUCCCGAAGGAGCUGGUCCGUAUGUGGACCUUGAUGAGGCAGGGGGCAGCACUGGAUUGCUGAUGGAUCUGGCCGCCAAUGAGAAGGCUGUACAUUCAGACUUUUUCAAUGAUUUUGAGGAUCUAUUUGACGACGAUGAUAUUCAGUGAUGAAGAGGACGAAUAGGAUUUCUCUAUUGUAUAAAAUGUUGUACAUUUAAGUAUUUUGUUUCUUCACUUUUAAAGUGAUGUUGCAUUGUUAACUCUCAGUUGAAUAAUAAACUUUUGUGCAAUAUAAAGUCUUC
Messenger RNA from Labeo rohita (rohu), 435 nucleotides. RefSeq names its product COP9 signalosome subunit 9 (gene cops9). Lineage: Eukaryota; Metazoa; Chordata; Actinopteri; Cypriniformes; Cyprinidae. The record is from RefSeq and is a predicted model, not a curated record. The transcript is spliced from 3 exons. Bases 128 to 301 code for a protein of 57 amino acids. Gene Ontology annotation, biological process: negative regulation of protein neddylation.